UAAAGCAUAAAAACAGAGAAAAAUCUUAAAAAAAAGCCCUUACAUUCGAGAGAGGGACAUAGGAAGAGGUUUCUUCUUCUUCGGAGUCUUUGCCUUUUAACCGACUUGCCGGUUAUGGAUCAAAGGGUGAAGAAGGAAGCUGAAGAGAUGCAGCAGAGAACGACGUCGUUUUCUGGUCGGAGACUUAAGUAUGCUGGCGAAGAAGACUUGACUCUCGCUCAGUUAUCUCACACUCCUAACCUCAAGCCUUCUUCCUCGAGAAAGAAGAAGAAUGAUAAGGCGUUAACGGAGAGAAGAGAGAAGCGAAAGAAGAGCCAAUCCGAGUCCAUAAUCAAACAUGCAGUGUCGGAUUCUGGAGGGAAACAAAUAAGCUCUAAGAAAAAUAUCAGCGGAGAUGGUGGCAAAUGCACUCCUGAAAUUAAGUCACCAGCUAUGAUUCGUGCAGAUGAGGUUCAGUCAAACCUAGAACCCGAAUUUCCAAGUUUUGCAAAAUCUUUGGUCAGAUCACAUGUUGGAAGCUGUUUUUGGAUGGGGCUUCCUGGGAUGUUCUGUAAAAUACAUCUGCCUAGGAAAGAUACUAUGAUCAUUUUGGAAGACGAGAGUGAGCGCCAAUUUCAUGUAAAAUACUAUGCUGAUAAAACGGGUUUGAGUGCUGGUUGGAGACAGUUUUGUAGUGUGCAUAAUUUGCUUGAGGGAGAUGUUUUGGUCUUCCAGUUAGUUGAACCAACCAAGUUCAAGGUAUACAUAAUAAGGGCGAAUGAUUUGACUGAACUGGAUGGGGCUCUUGGCCUCCUAAAUUUGGAUGCACAUACAAAACAAAGUGAUGCAGAAAACGAUACAAUGGUCUUUAAGAGUGCAAAGAGGAAACGUCAGGAUAUUUGCAUUAUAACUGAAUUUCCGAAAAGAAAAAUAGAUGAUCCAGAAGCUGAUACAACGGUCUUUAAGUGUACAAAGAGAAAACGUCCAAAAUCUCUUCCACUAGCUGUUGUUCAAAAGAAGAAUAAGAGGUCUGGCCUCCAGAGGUUGGCUUGUAAUCUUGAGCAGCCAGCAGAGCAAUCUGAAAAUGAUAGUGAAGAAGUUGGUUCAGAAGUUUUGGAAGGUUUCAAGCGAUCUGUGCCUACCAUUCAAUUCAAAGACAUAACAAGUUUUGAGAACUUCAACAUUUUGGUUGAUGGUUCGGUUAUAGAUUCUGAGCUCUCAGAAGAUAUUCGUGAUAAAUACUACAAGCUAUGCUGUAGUCAAAAUUCUUUCCUUCAUGAAAACAUUAUCCAGGGUAUAAAUUUUAAAUUGAUAGUUGGAACCAUUUCCGAGACUGUCAAUAUUGCUGAUGCCAUAAGAGCUAGCAAGCUCACAACAUCUCGAGACGACUUCGAUAGUUGGAACAAGACCUUGAAAGCCUUUGAGCUGUUGGGCAUGAAUGUUGGAUUCUUAAGAACUCAACUACACCGGCUUGUAAACCUUGCAUUUGAAUCAGAAGGUUCUGCGGACGCAAGGAGGUACAUUGAAGCUAAAACUGAGCGAGCUCAGAUAGAGGACGAGAUAAGAAAUCUUGAAGCAAAACUUGCUGAGUUGAAGGAUGCCUGUAAAACGGUUGGAGUUGAAAUUGGUAGCUUGCAUUCUAAAGCAGAAAUCUAUGAGCUCAGAUUUGAGGAAGAAGUUAAGGCUCCAUGGUGAGAUUGCCUUUAAGAUGCAAUGAUGGUUCAUAUCCACAGUUAUUUUCUUGCCCUUAUGUAUGCAUAAUGCCUCUGACUCUAGCAAGAUACCAAUCCUAGUUUGUAUCAAGAUAUUGACUGGAGAUUACCAGGCUGUAGGAAAUCUGUAAACGGUAGUGAGAUUUAUAGUCAGUUUAGCUUUCAUCGCCUGUUAUGGUUUCGUUAUUAUUUGCUUUUUUCUGAAUUAACUUGGAUGAUUAGGUGACACUGGAGAAAUGAUAGGACUGCUCUUUCUUUCCCUUGCAUGAGGCUUUAAUGCUUAUAUCUUUAUUUCGAUGUUAAUGGGAUAAUUGUGAUCUGGUAAAGGAUCUUAUUCUAAGAUCGUGGUUGAGGUUGGCAAAUAGGAUCAACUAAAGUAUGCUUCAGCCUCGAUGGCAAUAAGACAAUCGUGAAUAUAGUUUGAGACCAGACAGAGAUAGAGUAUGUCCUGAUUGCAGUUUUAUUUACAUUUAUUUACUUCAUGAAUUGGCACUUUCUUACCUGGUUUGAUGAAAGCUUAGAAAGUAACUCAAAUACUCAACAGUAGACACAAGUGUUUAUUUUCCGACAGUAAGAUUGGGAUGGCCUAAUAGCUAUACCAUGAACAAGUAGUCAACAGUCAUCGACAUAGAUGAACAGUCGGGCAUUAGAUGUCACAUUAAUAGCUGAUCACUUGCC
Messenger RNA from Durio zibethinus, 2369 nucleotides. RefSeq names its product B3 domain-containing protein Os01g0234100-like. The record is from RefSeq and is a predicted model, not a curated record. Lineage: Eukaryota; Viridiplantae; Streptophyta; Magnoliopsida; Malvales; Malvaceae. Gene Ontology annotation, molecular function: DNA binding.